AUGACUAUCGAGGAGGCUCAAAGCAUUAUGAAUCAGUUGCAGGAGCUCGAGUUCCCCCGGUCCAUGGCAAAGGCUCGCCAGAUUUCCCUCCUGAAGGCUGGUGCUAUCCCAACUAUGUCUAAGCUCUUCUUAGCGACAGGCCAGAACAGCAGGCGUAACGCUGGGAGACGAGCGGUCGACACAGAAAUACUUCUUAGGGAGGCACAGUCAAAGUCUAGGGAUUCAGAUCGAUAUGCUACCGCAGUUGCAAGAAUGAAUUAUCUACACGACCGUUACCGCCGAGCAAACAAAAUCACAGACAACGACUUACUUCAUACACUUGGCGACAGUCUUAUUUCCAUCUUUGAGGUCGUCGACAAGGACGAAUGGCGCAAGUUGACAGACGCCGAGAAGUGUGCCGCUGGAGUUUUUCACAAAAUCUUGGGUGACGACAUGAAAAUUCCAUACGAUGUGCUGCCCUCGCAUAACGAAGGUUGGAGGGACGGCUUGCAUUUUGCCAACGAAUUGACCGAAUGGGUCGUUCAGUACGAAAAUGAAGUAGCCCGGCCCUCGGAAGCCACUAACCACUACGUGAGCGUCUACGUCGAUGCAGCCGUGUCUGCUCUGCCCGACUUCGUACGAAUCACUUUGCGAAAGACACUGGCUGCUGACCUGAACGAUAUCAUGGUGCAAAGUCUCAAUCUCGAGUCUCCUGGCACCAUUCUCUCAGCAGCGCUUCUCGCUUACCGCAAUACACCUUUCUCUCCCUCGUCCAACAUCCUCGGCGUCAGGCUGGUUGACGACGCUGUCAACCCUCAGAGCAAGCUCUACAAUUUUCAACGAAAGGUUCUGCAGCCGUGGUACAUGAAACCUACCUUUUGGUCCACGUGGGGACCUGCCGCAUUGCUCUUGCGGUCACUGGGCGCCAAAGCACCUGGCUCGCAGGGAGACCGAUACUAUCCUCAAGGAUAUGAUCUGAUGACGAUCGGACCAGAACCGCAGAAGGGAAAGGGGAUCGACGAAAUGACUUCAGACAUCGAGACUAUCAAAGGCAGAGGAGUUGCGACUUGCCCAUUCUCACAUGCAAAGGCAGGAUACAUCUAG
Molecule: messenger RNA, 1083 nt
Organism: Colletotrichum siamense
Lineage: Eukaryota; Fungi; Ascomycota; Sordariomycetes; Glomerellales; Glomerellaceae
Gene: mpaB-2
Product: Mycophenolic acid synthesis protein B
Exons: 5
Coding region: 1-1083 (360 amino acids)
Molecular function (GO): oxidoreductase activity
Source: RefSeq, a predicted model, not a curated record